CAAGCCCCUCCGAUACCUCUUCGUUGGAACCUUCUACUGUUCUUGCAUGCUUUCGGCAUGACCUCGUCACCUUCAUUUCCCAACUUCCCGGACAAGCCCUCUCCUUCACAAUUACCUCUCCCUUCGACUCUCACUGCGAUUGCUUCCAACAGUCCUUCAGGACAUGGCCCACAAGCCAGCUACGGUACACGAAGCAACGGAACAAGCUCGCCCCUUUCUUCACCGCGUGUAGAGCCUUCCCGCUCUCCCACCGUGCCGACUUUCGCGUCCCAAUACCAUUAUAAUAGCACCACGCACGCUGGUGGCAUCCAACCAUCUGCCUCUUUCUUUCGGCCGUCGCGUCCCAACCAUCAGUACAGACAGCCAUCCGUAGAGUCUUCCUCAGCACUUCCAGGCGAUGGAGAUGUCUACAACCUUACGUCACUUACUAAACGACUGUCCAGCGAUUCAGACGAGCACACGGGAAGCAUCGCUGGUGGAACGACUGAAGAAGAUCAUAAAGGGUCGAGGGCGGUACGCGAUCCCCCGCUAACUAUCAAUACUCGACCUGCGUUAUCUCCUCGCCCGAGCGGAAACAGCGAAAAUGCUGGCCCCGCCCCUCGCAGUGCCACUGGUCGAUUGAUCCGCCACAGUCUUGAGCGCGUUUUCAGUCUGCGACGAGGGAUGAGUGUGGAGUCGAUACACCAAGGUGUUGGGAUGGGGUCGACGUUUGAAGGGCGUUCGCCCCAUGAUGGCAAAGCCCGCGACGAAGACGUGGGGAUGGGUCUAUACGACAUUCCCUCUGCCUCUCCGUACAAGACGUCGAUGGCGCCUACGGACUUCCCCUCCGAGGCUCUCCACAGCCCUCUCGACUCACCUGUACCGUCAUUUGGGUUUGCGCCUCGAGGGAUUCACGAUGGACCAUCACUGGAGGCACUGCCCGACAUUGAUCCAGACACCAAGAAGCCUUUCCGAAACUAUCAGCUGCAUCCUUCACGAAAUCGGUUUUUCUUGAAUGGGCACGUGCUUUCGGGGGGCGACUCGCCCUACGCUUUUAUUGGAUCUCUGACGUUGUUGUUUACUAUCGCCGGUGUCUGGUUUGGGACGACGGGACCAUGGUGGUGGCACAACUUGAGCCCUGCUGCGGCCAUUGUAUGCGGAUACAUGACCCUGAUCACGAUAUCGAGCAUGCUAGCUACUGCUUUCCGAGACCCAGGAAUCCUUCCCCGGGGUUUGGACCCAGAUCCUCCGUAUCCAGCCACAUCACCAUCAGACGGAAGUAGGAGAGCGCCUAUGCCUAGAGACCUCAAGGUUCGGUCUGACGUCGUGAGAGUCAAGUAUUGUCCAACGUGUAAAACAUAUCGCCCCCCUCGAUCCAGCCACUGCAAAAUGUGCGAUAACUGUGUGGAUGACUGCGAUCACCACUGCCCGUGGGUUAAUAACUGCGUGGGGCGCCGCAAUUACACCUGCUUCUUUGUUCUGCUUGUCUCCGCCACCCUGACCGUCAUUCUCGUUCUCUGCACUUCCGCGAUCCACCUGUAUCUUCUGACACGGAGAAAUCACGAGACAUUCAGGCAGGCCCUCGGCGAUCACGGUGGAAAGGGGUGGGGGAGCGUCAUUGUCUUCAUCCUGUCUGUGGCGGUUGUUUGGCCCGUGUCCGCUCUGAUGUUGUACCACGUCCGACUACUUCUGUUAAACAUCACCACCAUCGAGCAGAUCCGCAACCAAGCGCACAAAAGCCUUGUGCCUGGACCAGCUCCUCCCAAUCCAUUUUCACACGGCUCGUGGCGCCGCAAUCUUGCGGCUGUGUUGUGUCGCCCCGUGGGCUUUUCGUGGCUGGAUUUUGCGAGUCCAGCGACUCGGGACGGACGACAGGUGAAUCCGGGGGUGAUGCAAACUCGUUGAGUAAUACAUCUGUCUUGAUCUAGUCUAAAUUAUACAACAUCUGCAUAUAUCUCCGGGUUGUCCACGUAAGUAGGAGUCUACAGAGUAGAUGGAAAAAGACUUCAUCAGCCAUCACAUCACAAUUGCAUUCAGUCCCUGGCCUCGAGGCAUUGCUGAGACAUAGACUGUCCCAAAUGACCCCGUCCCCUGCCAAGUUCAUACAUACUGCCCGUGGUUGGGCUCCAAGAUGCACGUAAACUAUAUCCUAAGAUUCGAAACCCGGGCGAGUUUUUUUCGCCCGGAGGGCCGCCAGUCAGCAACCUGAUCAAAUGAAUAUGUCCGCGCUUGGUCCGUGAGAUUCGGCCGAGGAUCUACCGUGACGUCAUGAUGUUGAAUUGGAGCUCGGCGGAACAUUCGCGCUUUCAAGUCUGGCCUGACUGCACUAACUUGCAGGAUUGACUACGGCCAAGUAGCAUUCGAGCGGGUUCCCGUGCCAGCAUCUGCAUUUCAAAAAUAUCCACCUCAAUCUCGAUCUUCUACGUCAUCGAUCAUUGUGGCUCCACAUCCACGCGAAUGGAAGGAAAUCUGUCGAAAGAUCGGAGAUUCGGACAGAGAUCCGAAUCAGUUUUUUGAAUUGAUUUUGCGCGUUGAGCGGGGCUGAGUUUGAAUUCAAUGAUCCGUAGGUGCCGCAUCUUGUUUCCGCCCCCAAACGACCAAAGCGCCGAAAGGCUUGAGAUAAGAGCCGAGAAACCAUGUCAUCGCCACCUGCAGUCCCCGCUCCGGCACCUGCACCUCCAGAGGCUUCAACUGUGGCCGUCAAGCCGACGUCCAAAAAAUCUCGGCAACCCCGCAGGCAAGCAGCCGCCGCCGCCCCCGACGCUUCGCCGGCACCCCCUCCUCCCCCUCCGCAUCCCACGGCUCUCCCUUAUCCCCCAUACAUCAUGAACCCACCAUAUCCUCCCACCUUCUCGCCUCAACAAUAUGCAGCCGCCCCUCCGCCUCCAGGUGCCCCAGGUGCACCGCAAUACGCGUAUCCUGUCCAUCAUGCGCCUUACCCGCACUAUUACCCGCAGUACCCUCCGCAGGUCAUGAUGUAUGGGCCGCCCCCGCCUGCCCACCCACCCGCAGAACCAGCUGCGCUCGCGACCGCAGCGCAGGAUUCCGCCUCUGCUGCCGGACAAAAGCGGAAACGCAAACAGUCUCAACCAGCUGGUAAGGAUAAGGGAGGUUCUGACGAUGAUGGGGAAUCGGCGGAUGCCGCCUCGCCUAGCCAAUCACGCGCUGCGGCAGCCGCUCUUGAACUCAAGAAGCGCACCAAGACUCAGCGUGCUUGUGACUCGUGUCGGUCGCGGAAGAUUCGCUGCGACAUCAUCACCGACUCUGAACCAGCGAGAUGUCAACACUGUCAGCAAUUCUGCUUUGAUUGCACCUUUUUUCUGCCGAUUGCGGAGACGCGAUUCCGCAAGAAAAAGUUUGUUGAGGAGGGCGAGAAGGAUGGUCAAGCUGGUCAAGCUGGUCAAGCUGCCAAGCCCUCAAAAUCUCUUUCCGGCGACAAGCAGCGUGAUAGUAGUGUUCUUGGGCCAACGUCCCCAGCUCAUCUGCUCCACUCUACGGCUUCGAUUUCAUCACGAAUCUACGAAGGUUACGACUCUCGUUAUCACCAUUCAUUCGAAGUCUCUCAGAAUGGCGACGGGCUCAUUCGCGUUGCCAAGCCUCUGAGCAGCGAACAGGAGACCUCGACGCCGCGGCCGAUAGACUACUCCAUCGAUCCGGCGAUGAUUGAGCAAUUGUUGAACUCCUAUUUCGCAGAUGUUCAACCUCUGCUCCCUAUCAUCACGAAGCCAGAAUUUCUUGCGCUCUCUUCGCCGCCGCCCAUCUUGCUUUGGUCUAUGUGUCUCGUUGCGGCCGCCAGGAGGGAAGUUCCUCAGGCGUUAUUUGAUUCUAUCCGUUGGGCAGUCAAUGGUGUGAUCAGGGGCGAAGACGUCUUGAGCACACCGACUAUGGCGAACGUGCAAGCGCUCCUCAUCUUGUCCAUGACCGGCGACUGCCACUCGCAGUUUGUUCCCACAGCGUUGUCUGCGAUGUGGGCAAGACUGGGUGCCGCCAUCCGCAUGGCGCAAGAUCUCGGACUUCAUCGCGCGGAGAUGGUCAAAGUUGACAUUGAGUUGCGCCGUCGAGUUUGGGGUGCGUGUUUGAUCAGCGACCGUUGGACGAGUUUGGUGUACGGUUUUCCGCAAAUGAUCGACGUGCAUGAUUGCGACGUGCGAUUGCCGUCGUCCGGAGAUUCCAAAGACAUAUACCUGGAUGAGCUCGUGCGACUGAGUGUUAUCGGGGGCCGAGUUGUCAAGACCAUUUACAGCCCGUCUGGUCUCACGCUGGUGACCGAUGAUGUGCUCCAUAAGCUACUUUCAGACAUCGAAAACUGGAAGGCCAACCUGCCUGAGAGCCUCAGAUUCAAGGGCCCCGAGACAAGCCAAAGCGGCGGUAUUCUGCACCUGCUAUACAUCUCAGUGUGCAUGAUCUUCUGGCGGGUGUUUAUGCGCAUCAGCUAUGCCUGCCCUGCCCAUCUCAAAUUCGGUCUGACCGUGCCGCAAUGGACUACAUUAGUUGCUCUCACUGGCGAAAGCAUUGAUUGGUUGGAUGCUCAUGAGCGCGUUUACGAUGUCUGGCUGCUGGUGGCCUAUGCUGCCACAUCAUGCGCUUUUGUGCAAUACCACACAUGGGUCCGGCGCCAAGACCCGGAGGCUGUUGCUCGGCUGAGGAAGCUCAGAGACUGUGUGCGAAGAUGGGAGGGGUCUCUUUCACCCGAUCAUAUGUCCGCCAGGCGCAAGACUGCCGAAAUUAUCACCCUGUUGUUUGAGGCUACUCAGGGUCCGCAAUUGCCGCUGGAAAUACCUGCGCUGAAUCCUACCGGGGGUGUCAAGGGCAAGCAGCCCCUUGCGCUCAAUUACAAGCCCGAUCCCACACGGCCGGGGGGCGGUGUAUUCAUCGCCCAAAGCGAUUCGCCUGGUCUGGAUGACUUGCCACAAGGCACCGUUGUCCGGGAAGGGGAAGCAGCUGUUUUGCUCGGCAGUCCGAGCACCGCUGGCGCUCCAUCGGGUAGCAUGGUCAACUUCACACCCUUACCCACGGGGCGUAAUCAUAUUAACGUCAACCCUGCGAUGAACAUGGGGCCGUCCGGUAACCAGCCGGUGCAGGUCAUGAACGCCCUCGACCAGCUUCCGCAGGCGGCAUCUAGUAAUUCGCUCGCCGAACUGGCCAUCACAGACACGACAUUCCUGGAGGGUAUACCCGGGGGCAUGUUUGAUUGGGGCCAAUGGGACACUUUCUUCUCUCGCAUCAGUCAGACUCUGCCAGGCACCACGGCAGAAAAUACGAGUGCCAUGCCUGGCUACCAGAGGCCCAUUGAUCGACGUCAUCUAAUCUCCCUGGCACGUGCCCUACAUUCCUUUCGGCAUUCCUCUCGUACCGCACUCGUUCGCGCGGGGUUCGGAGCACGCACGAUGAAGCGCCUUUUCUCUCGCCCACCGAAGUCUCCACCUGCAGCGCAGGCAUCCUCAAGUCUGCCAGCCUCGUCAACUCCGACGUCCAUAAAUUCCCCGCACAUCACUGGACUGCAACCGAAAUAUGUCGUUCCGCCCGUCCCACAUCCAUGCCCCUACGACCAUAUAGCCCUCCUAGUCACCUCCGGCGCCCUUCUGCUGCGCCAACAUAUUCCCGGCUUGUCCGCCUCGGAGCCGGGACCGACAUCUCAUCUGCGGUUGGCUUGGAACAAGACAGUGAAGGUGGAAGAGAUUCAGGGAGAUGGCGUUGAAUCUGAAGAUGCAGACUGGUCCCAAAGUGUCGUUGUAUAUGGAAUCAUCGGCGUUCUGGAGCUGUUUUCGGCGUCGUAUCUGCUUGUGCUGAGUGGCAAAUCGGAGGCCGGACAGUGUUUGGACGCGUCGCGUACCGUGUACAAUGUCAAAGGAGUUACCGCCAUUCCGCUAGUCGAGCAUCGAGCUAGGAUCGCUCUGAACACUCUGGCAUCCCGAAAUACCCAUGCCGCGCGACCGUCGCUGAUAGCGCAGAGUAAGACUCUGGACUCGAUCGUCUCCGACAACGACACCGAGGUCGAGAGCAUCGCAUCGGAUACCGAGGUCCCCCGCUCACCGCCCCGCGUUCAGUUUUCUACGACGGACGAUGUGCACGUUAUGACCCCCAUCGAUUCCAGCUUCAGCCUCACCCCCAAAGACCAUUCGGCCCCCACUUCGCCCUUGUCCUCGACUUCCGAUUUGUCGUCCCUAGCAGACGAUCAGUCUGCCGUUUCUUCUCCGGUUGUCAAGACUCUUGCGUCUCGGCUAUCGUUCUGGAGUCGCUUGACGAAGCGCACUGCCACUGCACCUCCAACGCCUGAUGGCGCGACGCUUCCCGAGUCGGGAUCCUUGGACGAGGUCAUCGAUCUUCACAGAGAAGAACCGGCUGCUGCUAUCCACAAGCUUGUCGAAGCCGUGGCACCGGCUCCCUCGACGGCUGAAGAACGGCAUUCUGAACUCGAGGACAAGAUCGUGAAGGAAGUUGUGCGCGAGUUUUCCAAGGGGGGAAUGUACUUUGCGUACACUUUCGAUCUGACGCGAUCUCUGCAGCAGAAACAAGAGUUGGUUGCCCGUUCGCAGAAGAAGAACGCGCUACUGGCUGACCUGGACGCUCUCGAUUCUGCGGGGCCGGCUGAUUCCUCGAGUGACGGCACCGUCGAUGCCCUGGUUGAGCCGCACCCUACUCUGCCUCUUUGGCGCAGAGUGGAUCGACAGUUCUGGUGGAAUGAAUGGAUGUCAAAGCCGUUUGUGGAUGCAGGGGUUCAUCCGUUCGUUUUGCCAGUCAUGCAGGGAUAUUUUCAAAGCUCGACCUUCAACGUUCCCUCCGAGUCUGAGGAGGUGACGCCAGCGGAUUACACCAUCAUAUCGAGGCGGUCGAGAGAUAGAGCGGGGUUGCGCUAUCAGCGCCGGGGCAUCGACGAUGAUGCCCAUGUAGCCAACUUCGUUGAGACAGAGACUAUCCUUCGUCUUGAGCGCGAGGGUUCACCAAAUAUUUUCUCAUAUGUACAGCUCCGGGGCUCUAUCCCAUUAUUCUGGACCCAAACAGGACUUGCGCUGAAGCCUCCGCCUGUUCUGGCCACCGAUCGCACCCACGCCCAGAAUCUGGAUGCCAUCCGAAGGCAUUUCUUACGCACCAUCCCAAGAUACGGUCCUCAUACGGUCGUCAAUCUGGCUGAGCAGCACGGCAAGGAAGGGCAAGUGACUGGCGCUUACCGCGAUUACAUGGCCGAACUGGCUGAGAAGGAUGCUGUCUAUCAUGAAUAUGAUUUCCACCAGGAGACCAAAGGAAUGAAAUAUGAGAACAUCUCGCAAUUGAUUGACACGAUGGAGCGUACAUUCGAACAACAGGGAUAUCUCUGGAUCUCGGGAAAUUACACGAUGUCGUCUCAGAAAGGCAUUUACCGUGUCAACUGCAUCGACUGUCUCGACCGGACAAAUGUUGUCCAGUCUGCCUUCGCUCGCCAUGUGAUGAACAAUCAGCUCAGUGCUGUUGCGUUGACACAUCCGUCUUCGGACGGGCGUACCGAAGCAGAUAAUGUCUUCAAUGAUGUUUGGGCCAAUAACGGUGAUGCGAUCAGUCGCGCCUAUGCCGGCACCUCUGCCCUCAAAGGCGACUUUACAAGAACAGGCAAACGGGAUCUGAGUGGAAUGCUGAACGACGGUGUCAAUUCUCUCGCGAGAAUGUACACCUCGACAUUCAGCGAUUGGUUCUCCCAAGCUGUGAUUGACUUCACCCUUGGAAACCGGACGAUCUCGGUGUUUUCCGAGUUCCUCUUGAAGCUGCAAUCAACAGACCCUCGCGAUCUGAUUCGGUUGUCCAAGAUUAGAACAGAAGCCAUUGCUACUUCCGUAUCCCGUGUCUUGCAGGAUGGAGAGCGCUUGCUUUCGGGGUGGACUGUUUUUGGUCCCGAAGAGUUGAAUGCAAAGAUAGGGGACAAGUUUGAAGAGAAGGUCCUCCUCCUGACAGUUUCUGCAUUAUAUAUCAUCAGUUACGAUUAUACCCUGGAGAAGGUGAAGAUGUAUACCCGGAUCCCGCUUGGAGACAUUACCCAGAUAUCAAAGGGGGCCUAUAUCUUGUCCCCCCUCGAAGAGGCCAGUUGUGACCCCGACCAGAAUUCCGGAUUCGUCGUGUCCUGGACAACCCUGAAUGAGACGACCCGUGUCUCGAGCUACUCGAUCCGCAACACUCUGCAAGCCCUGUCUCGCUCCGAUUCGACCUUCAAGAGCAAGUCUUUGGCUGCGGCUGCAAGCAUUUCACGCAUUCCUUCCUCUUUGGGACGGGCUACUGGACCAGCGAGCAGCUCGAUGACCGCCCGGAUGAUGGGUCCGACAGUGCCCAUGACAAACAGUUUUGCUGCCUUCAAGACCCUGCCGAUUGAUCCGACGCGGAGUCGUCGAGACAGCAGCAUCAGUUCGCUGGGCGGGAGUGCUUAUCUGGACUCGAUUGACGAGCUGGGCAACGCCAGCUGUUGUCGAGAGGCUGCAGAUUUGAUGGUUGACGGCAUACGACGAGCCUGCGAGGAUAUCGGCAACGAUGCCGACCUGGUCGUUGACCAAGACGUGGUCAGCUUGUCCGAGGCUCAGCGGAUGACCAGCAUGUACGCAAAGAUGGAAUAUGGAGUGAAGAGACUGCUUUGGUUGGGUGGUUGAUUCUAUAACGUUAGCCGAACGUUCGGACCGGGGUCGUGCGACCAACAUUUUGUAAUACUCAUCGUCUCCGAGGACUCUGGGGAGCUUCAUGUACAUAUCAUCCUACAUGCAUUGUCUGCUGUCCUCGUUGCCAGGCUUCUGCAAAUCUCCAAUAAUCACCGGUGAUGAACCAUCAAAUCGCUUGGUCGUGACCACAUGCAGACGUUCGGUUGGCGUGACCAUUGUUUCUCUCAUGCACCCCCACCACUAGGCAGUCGCGCUGGACGUACCAUAUCUACCUCUUCUUUCUCUAACGCUCUUUUCUCAUUCCAAUGCUCAUGUCAACCCCCUCCCAACCCGCUGGGCGCAUAUCGCAGGUCCUCCCCAGCGUCAAAUGCUCCAAUUGCAAUCAGCCUGUCCCUCUCGCCGAGCUCGGAGAUCACAUCUGUGCUCCUGUCCCCCCGCUCCCCACUCCCAAUGCCUCAAAAACGUCUGGUCUCAAUAUACCCAAGCCCUCCAUCUCUCCCGCAGCAGCAGCGUCGCUCCUACCGCAACGGUUGCAAGGUCUUGUUAACAACAAUAACAAUAACGCGCCCGGUGCUCCCGGGGAUCCCUCCCCCCUCGCAGUUCCGCGGCCAUCCCCCCGGCUCGAACAGCGUCCCCCCAGCCCACGUUAAGGACAGCGUCUCCCCAGCCCUCCAUACGGGCAGCAUCUCCGGCACUGUCCCAACGCCCAAUCCCUUCCAGAGUCAACACGGGAGGUGCACCGUCGUCGUUCGCCGCUCCUCCGCGCUCGAGCCCGUUAUCGCGCAUGGACCAGCCUGCAUCGCCUGUGUCCGGUCUGUCGGCCGGCGUUACGCGUGCGAGAUCGGGAUCAUCGAGUGUUGGCGUUUCCCCCGUUUCUCCCGUCACGGCCCGACCUUCCUUCUCAUCUACACGUGAAACGCCGGCGGUGCAGCAACAGCCUCCCGCGGGGGUAGCCAAGCCCUCGUUAAUCAACACGCAAUCCGGCGGGGAAGCGGGAAUGGCCGGGGUGGGCCGCAGAGGAUUCGCUGCUGCUGCGAGGGCUGCGAUGUUCACCGUUUCGCCGUCAGGGACCGGAGGAUCCACUGUACGCGCGAGUCCGCCUAGGAACAUCGACACCGGUGCUGCAAGCUCCACAUCUACGCCACCACUCUCGACCUCCACGGGAUCUUCUGGCUCGCCGGGAAUAGCGUCAUACCCGGAAUCGCCACAGUCCCCAGAGUUGUUCAGCAGACGUCGUUCGCCCUCCCCACCAUCACGAACUGGCGCCCGUGUGCAUCAGUCUUCGGCGUCCGUCUCAUCACGAAGCAGCAGGUAUUCGAAAAAGGAACACUUCCGUUCGGAGAGCUCUGGGUCUGCGUAUGGCUUGGCCUAUGCAGAUUCGACGGAUUAUGAAGACGGUGACGACGACGACGACGCGGCGGACCUGAGGCGAGCCAACGAACGCGUAGCGCCAGCGCGAGUGAAGAGCCCGCCUGCGCCCUCGAUACGAUCUGUGCAGUCCUCUGCACGCGGGAAUACUCGACCGCGGAAAGAUUCUCUCUCCGACAGCGGAUCGGAUUAUGGUGGAGAAGACAGCCCAGUCAAAUCUGCGCGUGCAGGAGACUCGUUUGAUCUCCCUCGAUCUUCGAGUGACAGCGCACGAGGCGGUCCUGAAAAGCCCUCGUCGCGCAGUAUUCAUAGUCGUGCUGACAGCAGGGAGAGCGCUGAUAGUUCGUCUUCGCUGUGGCGACGUCCUGAGGAAUUGGCCAGUGUGCGCUCAAAGCCAACGAGCGAUAACGGGGCCUCGCAGCGAUCUCGAUCUCCCGAACAGUCCGCCGAGAAACCACAACGGACUGCACGCAAACCCAAGAUCUGUGUGCGCUGCGAGAAGAAGAUUGAGGACGGUAAAUGGGUGCAGAUGGACGAGGGCGGGGUUCUGUGUGAGAGAUGUUGGAAGAACAUGUAUCUGCCCAAGUGCCGGAGGUGCAAUCUGCCAAUCGAGAAACAGGCCGUAUCAUCCUCCGACGGACAGCUUAAAGGCAAAUACCACCGUGAAUGUUUUAAUUGCCAUGUUUGUCAUAAACCGUUCCCGGACAAGACGUUUUACGUUCACGAGCACAAGCCUAUGUGCAAGUAUCACUAUCACGAGGCCAACGAGUCUUUGUGCGCGGCAUCAAGCUGUGGACAGCCCAUCGAGGGCCCGUGCGCGGUUUCGCAUGCUGGAGACCGUUACCACCCUGACCACAUGCUGUGUGAAUAUGCUGCAGGCUGCAGGGAACGACUGGAUGAUUACUGGGAGGUUGACGGCCGCAUGUUGUGCGAACGGCACUCGAGAAGGGGAGGGGACGACGACGAGAAAUCGAGCUCCCGUGCGAUGAAGAGGAAGACCCGCUACAUUGAACUUGCGAAUGGGAGGUGAACCUGAUAAUAACCGCCAUUCUAGACGAUCCACCCCCUUAUGGACACAGCUGCUUUCCUUUUUCUUGGGUUUGGUUUCUAUCACUACUACUACUACUAUCUGUACACAGCAGCACUCGUUCCUGACUGCAUUGUACAUUAUCACAAUAUGCUAGUACCCGUUUAACAUCAACAGUUUGUUAAAUAUCAGUGCAGAAACUUCAUCACCUU
This is a messenger RNA of Mycena citricolor, 11198 nucleotides long. The record is from the annotation of a GenBank genome assembly. Lineage: Eukaryota; Fungi; Basidiomycota; Agaricomycetes; Agaricales; Mycenaceae.